Hibiscus syriacus is the source of this 2565-nucleotide messenger RNA. RefSeq names its product probable E3 ubiquitin-protein ligase ARI8. The record is from RefSeq and is a predicted model, not a curated record. Gene Ontology annotation, biological process: protein polyubiquitination; positive regulation of proteasomal ubiquitin-dependent protein catabolic process; ubiquitin-dependent protein catabolic process. Lineage: Eukaryota; Viridiplantae; Streptophyta; Magnoliopsida; Malvales; Malvaceae. The transcript has 15 exons. Gene Ontology annotation, cellular component: ubiquitin ligase complex; cytoplasm. The coding region runs from base 215 to 2011 and encodes 598 amino acids. Gene Ontology annotation, molecular function: ubiquitin conjugating enzyme binding; zinc ion binding; ubiquitin protein ligase activity.
CUUGGACUUUAUCUCACAGUUUUAUCAAUUCUUUUCUUCACCAGCCGCAAUCUAUCUCCAAUCUCUGCUGCUUCAUCGAUUUCUCACCACCAUCCGAUCAUUAUUUAUUUCUAGGGUUUGCUUUCUCUCAGAUUCUUCAAACUUCAAUUUCCUCACUUUGUUAAUUCCUAUUAAUACAUUGACAAUUAAAGAGGAAACAAAUACGGCAGGGAAAAUGGUAUCGGAAGAUGAGUUCGAUAAGCACGACGCCGACAACGAACCAGGAGAGGAAGACGAAUUCUACAGCGGCGGUGACGAUGAUGCUGGGCCCAUCGCCGCUUCUUACGAUGAUUCAGAUGCCGAUGUUGCCGAUUACGAGUUCAUCGACAAUGAUUCAGAUGAUUCCGAUGAUCUCGUCUCUCAUCGACACCAGCAAAAUUAUACCAUUUUGAGUGAAGUAGAUAUUCGCCAGCAUCAAGAGGAUGAUAUCAUGAGGAUAUCUACUGUGCUUUCCAUCUCAAAGGUUGAAGCAAGCAAUCUGCUACGGUACUAUAGUUGGAGUGUCAGUAAAGUAAAUGAUGAAUGGUUUGCAGAUGAGGAAAAGGUUCGCAGGUCUGUCGGCUUAUUGGAGAAGCCUGUAGUUCCAUUUCCUAAUGGUAGAGAAAUGAUUUGUGGGAUAUGUUUUGAAAACUAUGCUUAUGAUAGGCUUCAUGCUGCUGCAUGUGGUCAUCCUUUUUGUAAAUCUUGCUGGACAGGUUAUAUUAGCACAGCCAUCAAUGAUGGUCCUGGAUGUUUGAUGUUGCGGUGCCCUGAUCCAUCCUGUGCUGCUGCUGUUGGUCAAGAUAUGAUUAGUGCAUUGGCUUCUGAAGAAGACAGAGAGAAGUACUUCCGUUAUUUAAUUAGAUCUUAUGUUGAAGACAAUAGGAAGACCAAAUGGUGUCCUGCACCAGGGUGUGAUUAUGCUGUGGAAUUUAUUUUGGGCAGUGGAACUUAUGAUGUUACUUGUCGCUGCUCAUAUAGCUUUUGUUGGAAUUGUGCUGAGGAAGCUCACCGUCCUGUUGAUUGUGGCACUGUAGCCAAAUGGAUACUGAAAAAUAGUGCAGAGUCUGAAAAUAUGAAUUGGAUAUUGGCUAAUUCCAAGCCUUGUCCAAAAUGCAAGCGUCCAAUUGAGAAGAACCAGGGGUGUAUGCAUAUUACAUGCACACCACCAUGUAAAUUUGAAUUUUGCUGGCUUUGCCAUGGUGCAUGGUCAGAACAUGGUGAGAGAACUGGUGGGUUUUAUGCUUGCAACCGUUAUGAGACAGCAAAGCAAGAUGGUGUGUAUGAUGAGGCCGAGAAACGAAGAGAGAUGGCUAAAAAUUCUCUGGAGAGAUAUACUCAUUAUUAUGAACGAUGGGCAACGAACCAAUCGUCUAGGCAAAAGGCAGUGGCAGAUCUACAGCAAAUGCAAUCUGUGCAUCUUGAGAAGCUGAGUGACAUACAGUGCCAACCCGAGUCACAGCUGAAGUUCAUCACUGAGGCAUGGCUACAGAUAGUAGAAUGUAGGAGAGUUCUCAAAUGGACAUAUGCCUAUGGAUAUUAUUUACCAGAACACGAACAUGCUAAAAGACAGUUCUUUGAAUACUUACAAGGUGAAGCCGAGUCUGGGUUAGAACGACUUCAUCAAUGUGCAGAGAAGGAGCUGCAGGUUUACCUCAAUGCAGAAGGCCCAUCAAAAGAUUUUAACGAGUUUCGGACAAAACUUGCUGGAUUGACUAGUGUGACACGGAAUUACUUUGAGAAUUUAGUUCGAGCUCUAGAAAAUGGUCUAUCAGAUGUGGACUCCCGUGGAGCCUGCAGCAGGAUGGGCAGCUCAAAGGGCAUGGUAGGUGGUAGCAGUAGGGGAAGAAGUGGGAAGGGCAAAGGUUCAACCUCUAGACCCAGUUGCUCCAACAGAAAUAUUGACGACUCCGGCCAUUGGUCCUGCGAAUACUGUACAUUCGCAAAUGUCAAGUCAGCCACCUUUUGCGUAAUGUGCCAGCAGCGUCGAUAAAUAUCAUUGGCUGUACCAGAUCCUAUCUGGCUUCGCCUCUUGAUUCAUGUCUCCAAUGGCAUAGGACUUUAGAGGAUUGCCAAAGGGAGAGCAAAAAAAAAAGGUUUUUCCACUUCUCUUUCCAUCUCUUAAAUCGAAUUUGCCGUGAUGCAGCACUGUGGAACUGAUAUCGGGAGAAGGGGUGUGUUUAUCUUACGUGAAUUGUAUAUAUAUAGUUAUACCGUGUAGUUACGAAAACCCUUCAACUUGGCUUUUCUUCAUAUGGCAGGCGUCUGUCCAAUGUAUUCUUAAGUUAUUUCUAGGGUCAAUGGAUUUCGGGUUUCAAGCAGACUGCAAUGAAAUGCGACGAUAGGCUGCACUGUGACCGUCUGUGAUGAUAAAUAAUUUGUUGUUGUAACCAUUUUAAUCAUAUGGGGGGCACUAAAUUUCCGACGUGCAUGUGUUGUAUGUAUAAUUUCGUCAUAUUACUUGUAGAUUGGUUUCCGAUGGUGUCGAACGUUAGAAAUUGAGUGGUGUUUCCGUUUAUUUUCCGGUGCCGUUUUUUUAAUAAUGUC